Messenger RNA from Dermacentor silvarum, 2011 nucleotides. RefSeq lists its product as uncharacterized. The record is from RefSeq and is a predicted model, not a curated record. NCBI's taxonomy places the organism in Eukaryota, Metazoa, Arthropoda, Arachnida, Ixodida, Ixodidae. The transcript has a single exon. The coding region runs from base 1 to 840 and encodes 279 amino acids.
AUGGGACUUACUGCACACUGGAAGCCGUCACAAGCUGGCCUUUUGGUGUCAACUACUGUUGUCCUGCGUCUUUCUCAUGAGCUUCUGAACAAGCUCAAUUACAAGUACUUGCUAACUGGUAGAUUGUCACAGGAUUGUCUCGAAAACAUCUUUUCUGUAUUGAGGCUCGGAAAACCUGUGCCGAGCGCAUAUGAUGUCAAGUGUGCCUUAAAGCUUAUCUGCGUUGGCCAGUUUGUAAACACACCGACAUCAUCUAGCUAUGGUGUUGAUGACAGCACGCACCUGGCUGACCUUCUUGACCCCAGUUUCAAACAGGAUCAAGUAGAAGGUCAGGAGCCCGAGGAGCUUGAGAACUUGUUUGUUUAUGCACUUACCACAGAAGAGUGCGAUAUCCUUGCGUACUUGGGAGGCUUUUUGCUGAAGUCAGUCAUCGGUUUUCUUGGAGAGUGCAAAGACUGUGAAAGAGCCCUGGUUGGCGAUGCAACAGGCCAGUACAAUGCUCUUAUACAGCUGAAAGAGUAUGUCAAGAAUAGCGGAAAGCUCAUCCAGCCAAGCCAAACAGUGAUGCAAGUUUUAAUCGAAUGUGAGGAAAACUUUAAGACUUUUGCAAACAUGAAUGAGAUCCUGACUCUCAAAGCUCCAUUUACAGGUGUCCUGAGUGCCUUGCGGAAGUCUGUGGCUAUGAGAUUAGGGUGUUGUGAUGCGCAUGAAUCAAGGGCAUGCAAAAUGCUCCUUGAGAAGUAUGUGAGGACAAGACUUAAGAUUCAUCUCCGACAGCAGCAUGCGCAGAGGGUGAACGGACAGUCCAGCAAAACCUGUGCCGCUGCUAAUCUUCUCUGAGCCGUGUGUGGCGUCUCAGUGGUUAAUUUAAUGCUGCUGUGGUUGUGUGAUGUGUUUGCAGAAGUGUUUGACGUGUGCCUCUGGAUGUCUUUUUAACGCCUCGAGCAGGUGGGGCAUUCACUAAAAUGUUUCGCACCAAAGCUCUUUGUUCAUUGUUUAGUGUACUGAAAAACAGCAUGCUUCCAUGCGUUCUAGCUGCUAAUAUUGACUUUACCUGAAUGCAGCAUCACUAGUAUCAGAUUAACUUUCUUUAAUGCUUGUCUUUUUCGUAUGGCUGUAACAUAUUUUGUUGACAGAUAUCAUUGGCAGUCUUGAUUUCAGUGAUGUGUUGUAUCCUGCGACUGCACAGUUGCGCUGAGAAAAUAUGUGAGAAUACUUCGAAGGCGUAUUGCUAUUGCAUAAUCAGAAAGUGACUAUGUGCACCAGAAUUUAAUGGCGCAAGAAUGUAGGUUUGUAUUGAAGCUAUGUGGUAUUGUGUGCUCCGCCUGGUACAGUGGCAGUGAAAGUUUGCAUAACCGUGGUCUCCUGUGACGGCUUUACUUGAAUUUAUAUUCUUUGAACUGGCAUGAACUUUUUGGCUUUAUUACUGUUUGACUCAUGUUUUGGUGCUUGCUAUGCGACAUUUAUUAUGCACAUAUGUUGUUUAUUCAAAGCAACUAAUCUUUUCGUAUUCAUUUUCGCCAAAGAAAGAUGGUUUAAAGCACAUAGUUUUUGUUGAUUAAAUGAAUGCUGUGUAGCUCCUUCAAAGAAAUCCUCUGCAACACGCACCCCUUUCGUGUAAUUUUGUUGCAUCGCAAGUGUAUGGGAAGACGCUGAAGAGUUGGAAUUAAUCAAUGGAACAUUCGUGGUGCCUCCACGGAACAUGUAAAAAAUAUUGCGGCUUUAUUAAGACAGUCUGCACUCGGGUGGCCAUGAUGGCUUAUGGGCGACUCACUGCAAGAUUCAGAAACAUUUCACUUCGAAGAACAUGAAAGCUGUUGCGGAGGAUUAUGUGAGGACCUGUCACAAUUUUCAUGCUAUUCGUGCCAAGUUCCACCCAAAAUGAAACCAGACGGUCAUUCCUUGAUGUUCAGAUGUGCCCUUCGAAGUUGUCAAUCUCGAUUUUCUCUCAACUCAAGAAGAAUCGAGAGGGUGUGCACCGGACUCGGUCUUUUAUGGUGGCUUUUUACCA